CCUUGAUUAUCAUUUCAUUACGCGUUCCGAUCAAAGUGAGUCCUAAAUACUUUCUUCGUGUUCUGAACAGUUAAAUAUAGUUUCUCAUUCCGAGUGUAUUUCGAAAGAAAAACAUGAAAAUCUUUUUUUUAAUAACGGCUGUGUUUGUGGCGGAGAAAUUUACUUUCUCAUUAUGUCAAAGGUCACCAACAAUAUCGUACAUUUCUCAGGAGCAAAUUAAAGAUAUAGGUGGGAAUGCGGAGAUUGUCUGCUCUGUUUCGUACGCCGAAGAGUAUCCUGUUCUGUGGUCUAAGACGGACAAAAAGAAACAGACAUCUUUACUCAUCUCUACCGGAACGACGUUGAUUUUGAAGAGCGAGCGAUUCAAGAUAAGACAUGUUCCCGCCUCCAUGUCUUACGUUUUGACGAUAAAUGAUCUUCAAGAAACGGACGCUGGAGUGUACCAGUGCCAGGUGAUAAUCACCCUACAAAACAAAAUCACAGCCGAAACGGACCUGGUCGUUCGGCGCCCACCCGUCAUUUCGGACAACUCUACUCGAUCACUCGUUGUCAGCGAGGGUCAAUCAAUACAGCUCGAGUGUUACGCCAACGGGUUUCCACCCCCGAAAGUCUCCUGGAGGAGAGAGAACAAUCGCGCUUUGGCAACCGGAGCCUCAAUUUACCGGGGUAAUGUUCUCAAGAUCGCAAACAUCACCAAAGACGAUCGAGGAACAUACUACUGCACGGCUGAGAACGGAGUUGGACGUGGAGCCGGACGACACAUCGCUGUUGAAGUGGAGUUCCCACCCUCCGUCAAAGUUGUGAGACCGAGACUUGGCCAAGCACUCCAAUACGACAUGGAUCUCGAGUGUCAUAUUGAAGCUUAUCCUCCCCCGGCAGUGAUUUGGAUGAAAGAUGACGUUGCUUUGACUAAUAAUCAACAUUACAGUAUAUCACAAUACGCCACAGCUGAUGAGCUGACAGAUACAACGCUGCGUGUGAUCACCAUCGAAAAGAGGCAAUAUGGAAAGUAUCAAUGCAAAGCAGCAAAUAAACUCGGUUCUUCAGCCGGAGAAGUUGAGCUUUUUGAAACCGUCAUUCCAGUAUGUCCUCCGGCUUGUAACAAUAAUUAUUAUGGGAAGUAGAAGUAGAAUUCCUGCGAUAUGCGCGGUAUGGACGAGGAAAUUUCCCGUUGAUUUUUCAUGGCGUCAUCCACAAAAAUAUAUGAUGUAGAGAUAAACAGAUGAUGCUCUAGAAUAUGUGACAUGAGCAAUCCAAUAUAUCGGCGUUACUUUGUAAAAUGUCAUGUAAUCUACACUUUGGAAAUAAGUCUGACUUUUAAUUAAUUUAAGACUUCAUCGUAAUAUUUAAUGGAAAAGCUGGAGGGGUGUGAAGUUUCGCACCCGGUCAGUAAUCUUUUCUUCGACAUUGCUUUUGACUAAGGUAAUAUUCAGUGACUUUAUCUGCAUAAAGUAUUAUUUUGUUAAAAUGUACAUAUCUAUCUAAAUAAAAUCGUUGAGAGUUUUGCAA
Molecule: messenger RNA, 1509 nt
Organism: Bemisia tabaci
Lineage: Eukaryota; Metazoa; Arthropoda; Insecta; Hemiptera; Aleyrodidae
Product: septate junction protein lachesin
Cellular component (GO): neuron projection
Source: RefSeq, a predicted model, not a curated record